Soboliphyme baturini is the source of this 1050-nucleotide messenger RNA. The record is from the annotation of a GenBank genome assembly. NCBI's taxonomy places the organism in Eukaryota, Metazoa, Nematoda, Enoplea, Dioctophymatida, Soboliphymatidae.
AUGAAAAGCGACGCUGAAUCGCGCAAGCCGAAAGUCAACGCGGAGCCAUUUUUUCUGAAUUCAGAUCCAGAUGCUCAGGUCGAACAAUCAUGGAAACGCGGCGUUGUCAUGGCUUCCUGCCAGAACAUCGUACGACGACUGUCGGACAUGCCGGCAAAUAUCCUCACACCUGUUCGUUUUGCAGCUGCAGCGAAGGAGCUGUUGCAAGGCCUUGAUUCGGUCGAGGUCAUCUGCCAUGAUAAAGCAUGGGCCACGCAGCAGAAAAUGGGUGCUUUUCUGUCCGUCGCCGAAGGAUCUGAUCAACCACCGAUGUUUGUCGAAGUUCAUCUGAAACCUUCAGGGAAGACCAUCGAUGGCCCGGUAGUGCUUGUUGGAAAGGGCGUUUGCUUCGACAGUGGUGGUAUUUCUUUGAAGCCUUCUCGUUCGAUGGACGAAAUGCGCGCCGACAUGGCCGGAGCUGCCUUGGUGUUGUCUACCAUUUAUGGGUUGGCGAAACUGCAGACCCCGCUCAACCGAGAGGUGAUCGCACUGAUGCCGAUGGUCGAAAAUAUGCCUAGCGGCAAGGCAACCAAGCCAGGGGAUAUCGUUUAUUCCAGAAGUGGCAAAUCAAUCAAGAUCGAUAACACUGACGCUGAAGGUCGUCUGAUUUUGGCAGAUGCCCUGUCGUACGCGGACGACUUUUCACCUAGUCACGUGAUUGAUCUGGCAACCCUGACCGGAGCGAUCAGGAUUUCUCUUGGCAGCGCUGCAGCCGGCGUGUUCACCAAUGACGAUCAGCUGUGGACCAGCCUACUCAAAGCGAGCAUUGAGACAGGCGAUCGCGUGUGGCGCUUGCCAUUGUUUCAGUACUUUUCUUCUGCGCUGAAAACGAGUGCCGCUGAUUUCGACAAUAUUUCGAAGCCUGCCAUGGCGACGAUGGGCGGAUCUUCAGUUGCGGCGGCAUUUUUGAAGGAAUUCACGAAAUGCUCCUCAUGGGCACACGUUGACAUUGCUGGUGUGGCUAUGGGAUACUCGGAGCUAACUUACUUACCAUCCGGAAUGAUGGGUUAG